AUGAGCCAGGCGCUGGGGAAGCCACAGCCGGAGGACGACGAGGAGGAGGAGGAGGAGGAGGAGGAGCUGGUGGGGCUAGCAGACUACGGCGCCAACCCACACAGCAGGGCUGAGGAGGGAGUUCUGGACUUCAGCGAUCCCUUCAGCACUGAGGUGGAGCCAAGAAUCUUGCUCAUGGGCCUGAGGAGAAGUGGCAAGUCAUCUAUUCAGGAAGUUGUCUUUCACAAAAUGUCUCCCAACGAAACGCUGUUCCUGGAGAGCACUAACAAGAUAAGCCGGGAAGAUGUUUCCAACAGCUCCUUUGUUAAUUUUCAGAUUUGGGACUUCCCAGGGCAGAUUGACUUUUUUGACCCUACAUUUGACUAUGAGAUGACCUUCAGGGGAACGGGAGCACUGAUAUUUGUCAUUGACUCCCAGGACGAUUACAUGGAAGCCUUGGCCAGGCUCCACCUCAUGGUGACCCGAGCCUACAAAGUCAACACUGACAUCAACUUUGAGGUAUUUAUUCAUAAAGUGGACGGCCUCUCAGAUGACCACAAAAUUGAAACCCAAAGAGGUAUUCACCAGAGGGCAAACGAUGACCUUGCAGAUGCUGAACUAGAAAAAAUUCACCUCAGCUUUUAUCUGACAAGCAUAUAUGAUCAUUCAAUAUUUGAAGCUUUUAGCAAAGUGGUUCAGAAACUGAUUCCACAACUCCCAACCCUGGAGAAUUUGCUGAAUAUCUUUAUCUCAAAUUCUGGAAUUGAAAAGACAUUUCUCUUUGACGUUGUCAGCAAAACUUAUAUUGCAACUGAUAGUACCCCAGUGGACAUGCCAACAUAUGAACUCUGCUGUGAUAUGAUAGAUGUGGUUAUCGACAUCUCUUGUAUUUAUGGUCUCAAAGAAGAUGGAGCAGGAACCCCCUAUGACAAGGAAUCAACAGCGAUUAUAAAGCUAAAUAAUACAACAGUUCUUUAUUUAAAAGAGGUGACAAAGUUCCUGGCUCUCGUUUGCUUUGUCCGAGAGGAAAUCUUUGAAAGAAAAGGGCUUAUUGACUAUAAUUUUCACUGCUUCCGGAAAGCCAUCCAUGAAGUAUUUGAGGUGAGAAUGAAAGUGGUGAAAUCAGGAAAGGUUCAGAAUCAGCUGCAGAAGAAAAAAGGAGCCACCCCUAAUGAGACCCCUAGAGUGCUGCUGUAG
This is a messenger RNA of Choloepus didactylus (southern two-toed sloth), 1176 nucleotides long. RefSeq names its product ras-related GTP-binding protein D-like. NCBI's taxonomy places the organism in Eukaryota, Metazoa, Chordata, Mammalia, Pilosa, Megalonychidae. Gene Ontology annotation, biological process: cellular response to starvation; cellular response to amino acid stimulus; positive regulation of TOR signaling. Gene Ontology annotation, cellular component: lysosome; Gtr1-Gtr2 GTPase complex; nucleus. The record is from RefSeq and is a predicted model, not a curated record. Gene Ontology annotation, molecular function: GTPase activity; GTP binding.